CAUAAAAGGCAAAGGUGUGACACGUUGUGCCAGUGACACAGAUUUAUUUCUCAUGUCGGAGAGGUGUUAAAAACGAUAAUUGCCCGCGAAAUGGCGACUUUAGAAGAAAGCAUGUUAUUUCGUUAGUCACCUUUCGCCCGUCCAGUGAGUAACCUUGGCUUUGUGAAGAGGAUUUUUUAUUGAGGAUCAGACUUCUUAAAAUGUUUGGUUACUUCAAAAUUUGGUUUAUCGUGGUUGCUGUUGCGCCACCUGAUUUAUUGGCAGCGUAUAUAACAAAAAACUUUGACUGUGGCCCGUACGGCUUCGUCUGUGAAGGAACAACUAAACUAAGGCUCUGCGAAGGAGACAAUCUUUUAGGACCUGCCUUCAGAUGUCCGGCAAACACUGUUUGCAACGAGGACUCCAGUGACGUUUGCGAAAAUACCAUAAAUAACAUAGAUCCAUCGAUAACUAGGACCGUUAGAUGUCAUCGAAACGAAAGAAUCGCCGAUCCAACAGUCGCAGGUUGCAAAGGAUAUAUACUAUGUAUACCUAACAAGAACAGAUUCCAAGGUAUCAAGUUCAAAUGUUCAGGAAACACAAUAUUCAACGGUUACACACGAACUUGUUCAUCGCCAGACAAAUAUAAAUGUCCCUUGUCAAAUAUAACAAAAACAACUUCAACAUUUUACCAACAAGAUAAUCGUAGAAUAGAUACUAUCUCGGAUAAUAUAAAUUACGGUAACUCAGACAUGAGUUCCCACUGGCAUAGACCAAUUGAUUGCAAGAAUUACAAGUUUGCUGUCACUCAAGAUCAAAGCCCAGUCCGUGCGACAUAUUUCUGCCCAUCUCGCGCUGCCGGUGGUGAAUCCGCAAUCAGAUGCACAAUAUUUUCAAAUCAAUUCUGCAUUACACUAGAAAGAGACGUCAAGGAUUCUUUCAUCCAAGCAGCAGGUGUUGCUUAUCGUAAACCUAGGACAAAUGUUCCUUGAAGAUAAUAAAAAGC
Messenger RNA from Papilio xuthus (Asian swallowtail), 985 nucleotides. RefSeq lists its product as uncharacterized. Gene Ontology annotation, cellular component: extracellular region. Lineage: Eukaryota; Metazoa; Arthropoda; Insecta; Lepidoptera; Papilionidae. Gene Ontology annotation, molecular function: chitin binding. The record is from RefSeq and is a predicted model, not a curated record. Bases 201 to 971 code for a protein of 256 amino acids. The transcript is spliced from 2 exons.